AUGGUUCCGCCGGCGACACAGUCGCCGAACCCUCAAGAAACCCAACAAUUCCUCAGCUCCGUUCUUUCCCAGCGCGGUCCAUCCGCAGUACCAUACUCCGAAGACACAAAAUGGCUCAUCCGUCAGCACUUGAUCUCUCUCCUAACAACUUUCCCUUCUCUUGAACCCAAAACCGCUACUUUCACUCACAACGAUGGCCGCACCGUUAAUCUCCUCCAAGCCGAUGGAACCAUACCCAUGACCUAUCAAUCCGUUACCUACAACAUACCCGUUGUUAUCUGGCUCAUGGAAUCUUACCCUCGUCAUCCGCCUUGUGUCUAUGUAAACCCUACCAGAGACAUGAUUAUCAAACGCCCUCAUCCUCAUGUUAAUCCUUCUGGCCUUGUUUCUGUUCCUUAUUUGCAUAAUUGGAUCUACCCUAGUUCCAAUUUGGUUGAUCUUGUUCUCUCUUUGAGUCUUAUCUUUGGUCGUGAACCUCCUCUUUAUUCCCAACGUAGACAUAGUAAUAAUAACCCUAAUCCCAAUCCCAAUCCCAAUCCCCAUCCCAACCCUAAUCAUAACCCUCAUCCAAAUCCUCAUCCUCAUCCUAAUUCAAGUUCCAAUUUUGCAUCUGCUUCUUCAUCUGGGUAUCCUCAUCCUGCUAGGAACAAUUACCCUCCUUCGCCUUAUUCGCCUUCGCCUUCUCCUCGUCCUCCUCAUACGGAGGAUCCUACUGAGGUUUUUAGGAGGAAUGCUAUUAACAAGCUUGUGGAGAUGGUGCAUAAUGAUGUUACAUCUUUGAGGAAGACUAGAGAAGCUGAAAUGGAGAGUUUGUUUGGUUUGCAAGGGGUUUUGAAGCAGCGCGAGGAGGUUCUGGAUAAAGGUGUGAAGGAAAUGCGAGAGGAGAUGGAGGGUUUGGAACAGCAACUUCAGAUGGUUUUGAUGAAUACUGAUGUUUUAGAGGGUUGGUUGAGGGAUAAUCAAGGGAAGAAGUUGGAGAGUUUGGAGAAUGUUGAGGAUGCUUUUGAGUGUGUGGAUGUGCUUUCUAAACAGAUGCUUGAUUGUACUGCUGCUGAUUUGGCUAUUGAAGAUACUCUUUAUGCAUUGGAUAAGGGUGUUCAGGUGGGAGCAGUACCGUUUGAUCAGUACUUGAGGAGUGUGAGGGUGUUGUCGAGGGAGCAGUUCUUUCAACGGGCUACGGCUGCUAAAGUUAGAGCUGCUCAGUUGCAGGCUCAGGUUGCUAAUAUUGCUGCGAGGAGUCAUCAUUAUGGUAACUGA
Messenger RNA from Lathyrus sativus (Indian pea), 1257 nucleotides. Lineage: Eukaryota; Viridiplantae; Streptophyta; Magnoliopsida; Fabales; Fabaceae. The record is from the annotation of a GenBank genome assembly.